Tribolium madens (black flour beetle) is the source of this 2843-nucleotide messenger RNA. RefSeq lists its product as uncharacterized. The coding region runs from base 202 to 2376 and encodes 724 amino acids. The transcript is spliced from 10 exons. Lineage: Eukaryota; Metazoa; Arthropoda; Insecta; Coleoptera; Tenebrionidae. Gene Ontology annotation, biological process: establishment of epithelial cell polarity. The record is from RefSeq and is a predicted model, not a curated record.
CACCAGAAUCCAUAAUUUCUCAGUUCUCUAAUUUUUUUCUAUCUAAUUUUCGGUUCAAUGUUAUGAGUUGUGCAUCGUAGACACAUUUACAUUUAUUUUUUUAUUUAUUUGUAAAUAAAGAAGCUCAAUAUUAAAGAAAUGGUACUGGUGAUUGUGAUCUAAGUUACUAUAUACAAUGGCAGACCGCAUUUGUGUUUUUAGAUGAGAUUAUAUAAAAUGGACGAUGCUCUCAGCAUUGAUAAUAAGUUGAUUAAAAUGGGGGCCACCGGGAAUCCGAACAUAACACGACUCGCUACGUUACAAGAAAGGAAGAAAACGAUCGAAGAAACUUUAGCUAAAUGCAAUCAGGAAUUGAAGCAAAUAUGCCUCCAGGAGGCCGACUUGACUGGGAUAAUUCCCACCGAAAUGCCCCUGGAGCCGGGGGAGUCGCCCCCUCUGAUCCGACGACGUAUUGGCACUGCUUACCAGUUACCAGAAAAUUUAAUCAAAUCAAGUAAAGAUGAAUCUUUUAAAGAUCUGGAGCUUCAAAUACAGGUACAUGCCAAUAUGGCGGAGGCUGCACUGGGCCUAGCAAAUGAGCACAAUAUUAGCAAGACGUUGCGUCGCCAACACAUGGCCGAGUAUCAACAACAUAAAAUACAGUUUACAACGCUUCAAGAGAAAUUAUCGACGCUGAAAGAUAAAGCUCAACAAAAUGAGUUACAUAAACAAAAGAAAAAACCAAGACCGACGGAGCAAGAUGAUAAUGUAUCAGUAGGGACUAACAUGAAUGAACCUUUCGGGAAAUCUGACCUAAGAAAUAGUAUGAGGUCUAACAAGUGUGACACAGAUGUUGAACAAAGGUACCUGCUUUCAAAUUCUAGAAUGACUUAUAAAAAUGUUACUAACUCGUAUAUGGAGGGGUCAUUCUCUCGGCAAGAGGAGAGUAUCGCUCGGGGUUUAUACGCUUUAAGCUUCAAUGGCUAUAAAAACUACAUUGAGCGACAAGAAAGUUUAACCAACAACCAUAUCGGGGGCUAUAACACUUUACAAUACAGUCACCAACUCCACCAACACUCACCUGUCAACUCGCACUACUCACAGACGCAGCCCUACCAACCAAACCCACGACCAAAUACUCUCUACAAUUACCCCAUUAACCAGACUUUUCAAGUUCCUCAACUUAUUAAAAAUCAUCACAGUCCUCAAUCUACAAGAUCCCAACACCGGCAAUCCAGUCCUAAUCUCAAUACAACAAAAAUGUUUUAUUCGCAAAACCCCGACUACAGAUUGCAUUCUGAAAGCGAGAAUUUCCUUACGGCCAACCCCCAUCAAAUACAGCCUCACCAACAAUACGAACACAUGCCUUUGGGUCUGGGAGGGUACUGGAAACGGCUAGAGAGUGGCCAAACGGUUUGGUGUAACUCUAGCCCCACUGAAUCAAGCUGGCAGAGAGAUAAGAGGUUUGGUAGUCUAGAUCGGAGGAAAAACAAAAGGUUGCACAAGCGAGUGUCACCAUCUGUUGGCAAUAAGUCGGCAACUCUUGCCAGCGUUCCAGUGUAUACUGACCAGAUACGAACUCCGUCCAUAAAAUCGCCCCAAGUAAUUAGUAGGAGGUCUCAGGAUAAUAGGCAGCUAGUACGAACUCAAUCUCUAGGAAGUGUAGGUGGCCAGACUGUUGACAGUGUAUGGCCUAGUGAUGAUAACUCAUCGUGCGAAAGUGAUAAUCGUAGUAUUAACGAAGCUGGGCAAAAUGCCCGAAAGCAGAAGCAAAAAGAAUGGAUGGAAACGUUCCUCGAUGGCCCGGUCUCUCCUACUCACUCCGUCAUCUCGAGGUCACAAUCGGCGCUACCUUCCGUAUUAUCCCCCGAAGAAAAGUACAUAGUGAGCCCUCCACAGCCCAUCCCGCCCCCACAAGCUUCUAAACCGCCUCUAGAAAUACCAGCCGAAUCAAAUCCGUCCCUACGAAUACCUGAAACAAAUAUAGAAUUAUUUAAUAAUAAUAUUCCUAAAAACUGUACGAUCGUUCAAGCCGGUCACUACAAGCCGUACCAUGAGGAAACCAAGCCGUUUGAAAUGUCCGACUAUUACAAAUAUUCGGCAAAAUUUAAAAAAUCACCCCAGAAGCAGCAAGAAGAUACUUUGAAAAAGUCGCAGAGUGGGGCACCUUUUCAGAAGAAUUUGAACGAAGCCUUUGACAAGUCGGUGAAGAAUCAUAAUUUUAGUCCCGGAUCGCCGCGUUUGGACAAUUCCGUCAAUUCGAGUUUUGAUCUCAGUCAGAAUGUUGCUGAACGGUUCUCCGAUGAAAUGAACGCCUGGUACAAAAAUCAAAAACUACAAAUUGAGAGUAACGGGAGUGGAACUUCUAAGGGCAAAUCCACCGCGACGCUUGUAUGAUUUUUUAUGGAUGCUGAAAAGACUUAUUUAUAUUGCAAUAAGAUUCGAUAUACAAGUAUAUGUUUUAUUUUCUAAUUUUAAUAUAUUGAUAUGUUGAUUGAUAAUGAUCCGAAUGUUGACAUUCGUGUGCCUUUUAUACACCAGAAAUUAUAUUUUGAUAAUUUGAUUUUGAAAUGCCCAAAUUCAAAGUGCCUUGGUUUUUGUUUUAAUUGAGCAACCAUAUUAUAUUGAUCUCAGUCAAAAACUACUGUGAAAAGUAAAUAAGUAGGAACUUAACUGAUGCUAAGCAUUUUGUACUAUUUUAGAUUAUUUAAAGGUAAAACGGAUAAGUUAGAUCAGUUUCUAGAUUGUAUCACUCAGCAAUAUUUGGUUUUCAGAAAUGAACCAAAGUUUCGUACCUUGUUUUAGGUUCGUAUUUUGUGUUUAAACUUAUUUUCUACGUUUUAAUAAAGACGAUAUUAUUUUAA